ACACACGACCGCACCUUCGCGCGGCAGCCAUAUUACGACUAAUCCGACUUCUGCCGCUCCUAAUGCCCACUGCUUGAGUUUCCACAUCUCCACUCUAAUUGCUUCCCAAGAUGUCCGGACAUCCACAGGGAGGCCAAUACGACGACGGCUACGGCCAGAAUCAGGGCCACCCCCAAGCCCAACAGGGCCAAGACGCCUAUUAUCACGAUGAUUACCAGGGCCAGUACCACGACGACGCCCAUGGCGCCCAGUACCAGCAGCAGGGCCAGCAUGGCGAUGCCUAUUACGACGAAUCCGCCUACUAUGAUGGUCAGCAGGGCGGCAACUACCAGCAAAACGGCUAUUACGACGAGCGAGGUCAGCAGGGAUACCAGGACGAGUAUUACGACAACCAGUACUACGACCAAGGAGGUGCGCAAGAUGGCCAGCAGCCACGCCGCCGUCAGCACGACUCCGAGGAAGACUCCGAGACCUUCAGCGACUUCACUAUGCGAUCGGACAUGGCUCGCGCUACCGACAUGGAUUACUACGGUCGUGGCGAUGAGCGCUACAACAGCUACGCCGAAGGCAACCGCGGCUACCGACCCCCUUCGUCUCAGGUUUCGUACGGUGGCAACCGAUCGUCCGGCGCCUCAACCCCCAUCUACGGUAUGGAUUACUCAAAUGCCCUGCCCGCUGGACAGCGGUCUCGCGAGCCCUACCCAGCCUGGACCGCCGAGGCUCAGAUUCCCUGCACUAAGGAGGAGAUUGAGGAUAUUUUCCUUGACCUCACUUCCAAGUUCGGUUUCCAGCGUGACAGCAUGCGUAACAUGUACGAUCAUUUCAUGACUCUGCUCGACUCGCGUGCGUCUCGUAUGUCGCCGAAUCAGGCUCUUCUGUCUCUCCACGCCGAUUACAUCGGUGGAGAGAAUGCCAACUACAGACGCUGGUAUUUUGCUGCUCAUCUCGACUUGGAUGAUGCUGUUGGCUUUGCGAACAUGAACCUUGGAAAAGCCAACCGUAGGACUCGCAAGGCCCGUAAGGCGGCCAAGAAGAAGGCCAGCGAGAACCCAGGAAACGAGCAGGAGGUCCUCGAAGCAUACGAGGGCGACAACAGUCUGGAGGCGGCUGAAUACCGCUGGAAGACGCGCAUGAACCGUAUGUCGCAACAGGACCGUGUGCGACAGGUCGCCCUCUACCUCCUGUGCUGGGGUGAGGCUAACCAGGUCCGUUUCAUGCCCGAGCUCAUGUGCUUCAUCUUCAAGUGCGCGGAUGACUGGCUCAACUCGCCGGCUGGCCAGGCUCAGACUGAGCCAAUCGAAGAGUUCACAUACCUCAACCAGGUUAUCACGCCUCUGUACCAGUACUGCCGUGACCAAGGUUACGAGAUCCAAGAUGGCAAAUAUGUCCGUCGUGAGCGCGAUCACUCGGGCAUUAUUGGUUACGACGACAUGAAUCAGCUUUUCUGGUACCCAGAGGGUCUCGAGCGAAUCGUCUUCGAGGACAAAUCCCGUCUCGUGGACAUUCCGCCCGCCGAGCGUUACCUCAAGUUGAAGGAUGUUCUCUGGAAGAAGGUCUUCUUCAAGACAUACUACGAGCGACGAUCGUGGUUCCACAUGGUCAUCAACUUCAACCGUAUCUGGAUUAUCCAUUUGACGUCUUUCUGGUUCUACACUGCUUUCAACUCGCAGCCCCUCUACACGAGGAAUUACCAGCAACAAUUAGACCAGAAGCCAGAAAAGGCCGCCAUUCUGUCCGCCGUCGCCCUCGGAGGUACCAUCGCCUCAUUCAUCCAGAUCUUCGCUACCAUCUGCGAGUGGUGUUACGUUCCCCGUCGAUGGGCUGGUGCUCAACAUUUGACCAAGCGUCUCUUGUUCCUCAUUCUGGUUUUUGUCAUCAACGUCGCCCCUAGCGUCUACAUCUUCGGCUUGGACAAGCGUGUUGGUACCAUUCCCAACAUCCUGGGUGGUGUGCAAUUCGCCAUCGCCUUGAUCACGUUCAUCUUCUUCUCCGUCAUGCCAAUCGGUGGUCUCUUCGGUAGCUACUUGACUCGCAACUCUCGCAAGUAUGUUGCCAGUCAGACCUUUACCGCAAGUUACCCUCGUCUUGCUGGCAACGACAAGUGGAUGUCUUACGGUCUGUGGGUUCUGGUUUUCGCUGCCAAGCUUACCGAGUCUUACUUCUUCUUGACUCUGUCCAUCAAGGACCCCAUCCGUAUUCUUUCCCACAUGAAGAAGCCUGAUUGUCUGGGAGAUGCCAUUAUCGGUAACAUGCUUUGCCAGUACCAGCCUCGGAUUCUCCUCGGUCUCAUGUACUUCAUGGACUUGAUUCUGUUCUUCUUGGACUCUUAUCUCUGGUACAUUAUCGCCAACAUGUUAUUCUCCGUUUCCAGGUCUUUCUACCUCGGUGUCUCGAUCUGGACACCCUGGAGGAACAUCUUCUCGCGUCUACCUAAGCGUAUCUACUCAAAAGUUCUCGCGACAACCGAUAUGGAGAUCAAGUACAAGCCCAAGGUUCUCAUCUCCCAGAUCUGGAACGCUGUCGUCAUCUCCAUGUACCGUGAGCAUCUGCUCGCCAUCGACCACGUCCAGAAGCUUCUCUACCACCAGGUUCCUUCGGAGCAAGAGGGUAAGCGCACACUUCGUGCUCCUACCUUCUUCGUCUCGCAGGAAGAUCACUCCUUCAAGACCGAGUUCUUCCCUGCGCAGAGCGAAGCUGAGCGUCGUAUCUCUUUCUUCGCCCAGUCUCUCUCCACUCCUAUCCCUGAGCCUCUUCCGGUUGACAACAUGCCUACCUUCACUGUUCUGAUUCCCCAUUACGGUGAAAAGAUUCUGUUGUCUCUCCGCGAGAUUAUCCGUGAGGAUGAGCCGUACUCCCGUGUUACCCUUCUUGAGUACCUCAAGCAACUUCACCCUCACGAGUGGGAUUGCUUCGUCAAGGACACCAAGAUUCUUGCGGACGAAACUUCUCAGUUCAAUGGCGACGACGAGAAGAACGAAAAGGAUACCGCUAAGAGCAAGAUCGAUGAUCUUCCCUUCUACUGCAUUGGUUUCAAAUCUGCCGCUCCUGAGUACACCCUGCGCACACGUAUCUGGGCUUCUCUCCGUUCCCAGACUUUGUACCGUACCAUCUCUGGUUUCAUGAACUACAGCCGUGCGAUCAAGCUUCUCUACCGUGUCGAGAACCCCGAAGUCGUCCAAAUGUUUGGUGGUAACUCCGACAAGCUUGAGCGUGAACUGGAGCGCAUGGCCCGCCGCAAGUACAAGAUUUGCGUAUCUAUGCAACGUUAUGCCAAGUUCAGCAAGGAAGAGCGCGAAAACACCGAGUUCCUGCUCCGUGCCUACCCCGACCUGCAAAUUGCCUACCUUGAUGAGGAGCCUCCUCUCAACGAGGGUGACGAGCCGCGUAUCUACUCUGCCCUCAUCGAUGGCCACUCCGAAAUCAUGGACAACGGUAUGCGCCGACCCAAGUUUCGCAUUCAACUUUCUGGCAACCCUAUUCUUGGAGACGGCAAAUCCGACAACCAGAACCACUCCAUCAUCUUCUACCGCGGAGAGUACAUUCAACUUAUCGACGCCAACCAAGACAACUACCUUGAGGAGUGCCUGAAGAUCCGUUCCGUCCUUGCCGAGUUCGAGGAGAUGACAACCGACAAUGUUUCACCCUACACUCCCGGUCUUCCUAAUGCCAACUUUAAUCCGGUUGCCAUUCUCGGAGCCCGUGAAUACAUUUUCUCUGAGAACAUCGGUAUCCUUGGUGACAUCGCUGCCGGAAAGGAACAGACAUUCGGUACUAUGUUUGCCCGUACAUUGGCUCAGAUUGGUGGCAAGCUCCAUUACGGUCAUCCUGAUUUCCUCAACGGUAUCUUCAUGACUACUCGUGGCGGUGUCUCCAAGGCUCAGAAGGGUCUCCAUCUCAACGAAGAUAUUUACGCCGGUAUGAACGCUCUCCUACGUGGUGGCCGUAUAAAGCAUUGCGAGUACUACCAGUGUGGUAAGGGUCGUGAUUUGGGUUUCGGUUCCGUCCUCAACUUCACAACCAAGAUUGGUACUGGUAUGGGAGAGCAGAUGUUGUCUCGCGAGUACUACUACAUGGGUACCCAGCUUCCCCUCGACCGUUUCCUGUCCUUCUACUACGCCCAUCCUGGUUUCCACAUCAACAACAUGUUCAUUAUGUUGUCGGUCCAGUGCUUCAUGUUCGUUCUCAUCCACCUCGGCGCCCUCAACCACGAGACCAUUCUCUGCUCGUUCAACAAGGACCUUCCCAUUACCGAUCCCCAAUGGCCCAACGGCUGUGCCAACUUGGUUCCUGUCUUCGACUGGGUCGCGCGUUGUAUCGUCUCUAUCUUCAUCGUUUUCUUCAUCUCUUUCGUUCCGCUUGUGGUUCAAGAGUUGACUGAACGUGGAUUCUGGCGUGCCGCAACCCGUCUGGCCAAGCACUUCUCGUCUGGAUCGCCUUUCUUCGAGGUCUUUGUCACCCAGAUCUACGCCAACGCUCUACACACCAACUUGUCCUAUGGUGGUGCUCGCUACAUUGGUACCGGUCGUGGUUUCGCUACCGCACGUAUUCCCUUCGGUAUCCUGUUCUCGCGUUUCGCCGGUCCUUCCAUUUACAUUGGUGCUCGUUCCCUCAUGAUGUUGCUCUUUGCCACCAUCACAGCAUGGGGUCCAUGGCUCAUCUACUUCUGGGCGUCCCUGAUGUCUCUCUGCUUGGCACCCUUCCUCUUCAACCCUCACCAGUUCUCAUGGGACGACUUCUUCAUCGACUACAGGGAGUACCUCCGCUGGCUGUCUCGAGGAAACACUCGGUCUCACAGCGCGUCCUGGAUUGGAUACUGCCGUCUCUCGCGAACACGUAUCACUGGUUUCAAGCGCAAGGUUCUCGGAGACCCAUCUGCUAAACUCUCUGGCGAUGUUCCUCGUGCUCAUUUCACCAACAUCUUCAUGAGUGAGAUCUUCGGUCCUCUCGUUCUGGUCGCCAUCACUCUCGUCCCCUUCCUCUUUAUCAACGCCCAGACCGGUGUCAACGACAGGCGCGAUACCUCCAAGGAGGCAGCCGGUCUUCCGCCCCCAGUCAAGUCCGGCGCCUUGGUCCGCAUUGGACUCAUCGCUUUGGGACCCGUCGCUGUCAACGCUGGUGUAUUGGCUGGUAUGUUUGCCUUGGCUUGUUGCGCGGGACCCCUUCUCAGCAUGUGCUGCAAGAAGUUCGGUGCGGUCCUGGCUGCCAUUGCCCACGCCAUCGCUGUCCUGAUCCUCCUCAUCUUCUUUGUUGUUCUCAUGUUCCUUGAGGGUUUCAGCUUCCCAAGAGCCUUGUCUGGUAUGAUUGCCGUCGUCGCCAUCCAGCGAUUCUUCUUCAAGCUCAUCAUCGUCUGCACCCUCACUCGUGAGUUCAAGGCCGACACUGCCAACAUUGCUUGGUGGACUGGAAAGUGGUACACCAUGGGCUGGCACACGAUCUCCCAACCCGGUCGUGAAUUCCUCUGCAAGAUCACCGAGCUGGGUUUCUUCGCUGCCGACUUCAUCCUGGGCCACGUCCUGCUCUUCUUCAUGUUGCCGAUCAUAUUGCUGCCAUACGCCGACAAGUUCCACUCGGUCAUGCUCUUCUGGCUCCGUCCCAGCCGUCAAAUUCGUCCUCCUAUCUACUCGCUGAAGCAGACCAAGCUCCGCAAGCGUCGUGUGAUUCGUUACGCGAUCCUCUACUUCCUGCUCCUUGUAGUCUUCCUUGCUCUCAUUGUUGGACCCAUUGUCGCUGGCAAGUUCCUCAACUUCAAGAUCAGCUUGCCUAUGGAGAUCAUGCAGCCAACUGGAUACAACAACAACGACACAACUACCAGCACGACAGGCAGGUGUGUCCAGGGCGUUUGUCCAGUGUUCAACGCCGGCGACGCCGCUGGUACAGAUGGAGGAGGCGCAGCGUCAACAGAUGCGGCGGCUCGUCGCUUCCGCCGGUACAUGGCGUACUAA
Pyrenophora tritici-repentis Pt-1C-BFP is the source of this 5942-nucleotide messenger RNA. Lineage: Eukaryota; Fungi; Ascomycota; Dothideomycetes; Pleosporales; Pleosporaceae. The record is from RefSeq and is a predicted model, not a curated record.